UCGAGAAACAUAAUUUAGAAAAGAACGAGAGAGAGAGAGAGAGAGAGAGAGAGUCAAAGUAAUGUGGUACAAUAUGAGUGCUAACCAGAGAAUUAGAACGAACCCACCGAAUCAGGGGUCCGAGUACUCUGCCGAAUCGGGGAUACUCAACGAGAGAAUUCUGUUGCUUGUGUUCGAGUCUAUCAAAUGGGACUUACAGGUGCUCUGUUUGACCGCAUCUGUUAAUCGUAAGCUCAGAGCCAUAGCUAAUCGAAUUCUCUGGCGAAACCUCUGUGCGUCCAGAGCGCCGCGGAUGGUGGCUGCAUUGGCCAACGGAGUGCCCGACGGAAGAAUCAGCGGUGGGUGGCACGCGCUCGCGAAGCUAAUGUUCUUCUGCUGCGGUUGUGAGUCAACUCGGCAUUUCAAGUUGAGUCGACCAAGUCCGGGUCAUUUCGUGAAGGCGUCUCGAUUUUCGAAAACGUCGGGUCAGAGUUUCUUGAGCAAGAAGUGCCGCGGCGAUUUGUUGUACGUUAGCGACCCCUGCGAGCACCCAAUGGGGGAUAAAGAGGAUGAUCUAGGGAUCUACAGAGGGGUAUUUCAGGGAUUUAUGAGAUCGAGGACGAUGGCGUGUUUGAUCAGACGACAGGUGGAGCUGGAGGAGCAGGUAAGAUGUUCGUACUGCGGGGCCCGCGUAUGGAGCAUGUCGACGGCUCGGCUGGUGCCGAAGAGCGCAGCUAGGCGGCUUGGCUCCCACGAUGGUGGAAUCGAGUACUUCGUGUGCGUGAAUGGGCACCUGUACGGCAGCUGUUGGCUGCUGCCGUUGUCGUCCGAUGAAGAUGAGCGUGAAGGUACUCGCCGCGACGGCGGUGAUGAUGAUCAUGAUGUCGGUAGCGAUGAUCCCGAUGGAUAUCGGCGUUGUGAUUGAGACGAUCGUACGGCGGUGAGAUGUGGAUAUGUCAGGACUGGCCCACAUAUUUGUUAUCCUAACAGUAUGUAGUUGAACUUUGACAGACUGGACAUGAAUGUCGAACGAUGACACAGAGGAUUAACUGAUGAAUCCGGAUUACGCUCUGACUAAUUCUUUUC
Molecule: messenger RNA, 1065 nt
Organism: Carica papaya (papaya)
Lineage: Eukaryota; Viridiplantae; Streptophyta; Magnoliopsida; Brassicales; Caricaceae
Gene: EDL3
Product: EID1-like 3
Source: RefSeq, a predicted model, not a curated record